UAGAUAACGUCAUCAUUCUUAUUAGAAAAGGUGUGAAACGUGAAAAUCUAUCGAACCGAGUAUUGCAGUUCGAACAUAACAAAGUGAAUUAAGUGUUUUCUUCACAUAAAGAAUGACCGACGCAACAGCUAAAGUUUACCCCAGACCCCAACUGAAGGGGUUGCUGAAAAGGCAGAUAGGAAGAAAUUUAAUUGGACUUGCAAUUUUCACGACAACCACUGUGGUUGCUAUGAAAAUUUUCUAUAACGAUAAAAAUAAACGUGAUUAUGCCGAAUUUCACAAAAACUACGAUAUCGAUAAGGAAUUCGAGAGGAUGAGGAAAAAGGGUUUGUUCGACUCUUGCAGUGACGAAGAUUGAAAU
This is a messenger RNA of Coccinella septempunctata (seven-spotted ladybird), 361 nucleotides long. RefSeq names its product cytochrome c oxidase subunit 6C-like. The record is from RefSeq and is a predicted model, not a curated record. Bases 113 to 358 code for a protein of 81 amino acids. The transcript has 2 exons. NCBI's taxonomy places the organism in Eukaryota, Metazoa, Arthropoda, Insecta, Coleoptera, Coccinellidae.